CUCAAAUACAGCUUCUUGUCUUGUCUGCGAUUUAGUAAACAAAGUUUAUUUGAACAACUGGAACAGUGCAGUCUUAAAUACUCCAAUACAUAUUCUCACAGCCAAGAUGAGUAACGACUUGGACUACAUGUUCAGGCCGAUAGUUCUGGUGACGGGGUUUGGUCCGUUCGCGAACCACCCGGUGAACGCGAGCUGGGAGGCGGUCCGGCGGAUGGACAAGGAUGAGAUCGAGAGGAAACACAACGUGGAAUUUGUGCCCAUGGAAAUAUCCGUCACUUACGACAAUGUGGACGAGUACGUGCCAGCGCUGUGGGAGACAUAUGAACCACAGCUCAUGAUCCACGUCGGAGUAUCGAGUGUGGCCACAUGCAUAACCCUCGAGAAGCAGGCUCAUCGUAAAGGCUACAAGAGGACAGACUACUGUGACCAGCUCCCGGAGAACCACACCUGCCCCGCCGAGGGAGCCAUCAGGAUGCACACCAGGCUGGAUGUGGAACGGAUCUGCGAGGAGUUCAAUGACGGAGACGUGAUGAACACUAGUGCUGUCACAUCAUUGGAUGCUGGAAGAUACCUUUGUGAAUACAUAUACUACACCUCCUUAACACACGACAAUACAAGGACUCUCUUUGUCCAUGUACCAGACAUGGCCAUAUACCCCUCUGACGUCACAGCCAAGGCACUGGAGAAGAUCAUAGAGCUUUGUCUAGAUCAAAUCAGAGGAAAGGACAAUAUCAAAGACCUAUCAGACAAGUUGGAUGACGCUUGUGUGUGUGCUGAUAAUAAUGUUGAUAAGGAGAGAUCAUUGCAGAACUCCAGUGAUUGACUUUAAGAUAUUGUAGAGUUCAAUGCAUUUUUACCACAUGAUGUUGAGCAAAUAGAGUAUGUGAUAAGGAUAAGCUGAUAGGAGGCGUAGCUUUACUAAAACAUGGAAAUCAUAAAAAGCAAGGGUUCUAUGUACUUUAUAUAGUGUUUAGUCCUUCCUGGGAUGUCAAGAAACGAGAAUUGCCUGGCAAUGAUGGAACUUUGAAAAUGAUUAUAGCUUACUUAUCUAUUUUGCUUGUACUAGCCGAGACAUUAGUGCCUUGAUUCACGUACAUAGCAAAUUUUCCAGUUUUUACCUUUUGAGUAGCCUAACUUCAAGACAUUUCCAAAAACGCCAUUGUAAGAUUUUAUAGUAGUAUACAUACCUGCAUACUAUUAUAGACUAUAUACCAAUGUAUAGUGUGGUAGGUACCUAGCAUAGAAUAACAAGUACAGUAGUACUCGUUAUUCUAUGGUGCCUAGUGAUAUUCUAAUACCACAUAUUAAUGAUUAUGUGCAUGUUCUAUCUAAGUACCUUUCAUUAAGUAAGAUAUCUUACAGAAAUUUUACUAACUGUCGUCAUAUACUAAUAUCAAUGUGUUACGUGUUUUAAUUGUAAAUUAUUCAAUAUAAAAAUUGUUAUCAUAAACAGGA
Messenger RNA from Plutella xylostella (diamondback moth), 1455 nucleotides. Its product is annotated as pyroglutamyl-peptidase 1. The record is from RefSeq and is a predicted model, not a curated record. Gene Ontology annotation, molecular function: pyroglutamyl-peptidase activity. Lineage: Eukaryota; Metazoa; Arthropoda; Insecta; Lepidoptera; Plutellidae. Gene Ontology annotation, biological process: proteolysis. Gene Ontology annotation, cellular component: cytosol.